GUGUUCGAUACAUUGGUCGACCUGGCUUCAGAACACGUCAUGCCGCUCAUGGAGUAUGUGCGUCGAACUUGGCUCGAGUCGGAUGUGUGGCCCGUGCACAGUUGGUCUGUGUACGGACGCUCUGUCCGUACAAACAACGACGUCGAAGGGUGGCACCGACGCCUCAACCACAAGGCCAACGACAGCUGCCCGCCGUUCUAUCUUCUGGCGAAGUUUUUGAACGAUGAGGCCGUCACCGCUGUCAGAAACGCGGAGCUUGUUUCGGAUAUGAAACUCCGCCGAUACCAGCGAGCAAGAUAUGCGACCCCUCAGGGGAAGACUUUCGCCCUGUGGAAGAGUUACAGAGAGGGCAACCACGUUCAGCUGCCUGUACAAGCCAUCUGUGAGUGUCACAGACGCCGUCGAGUAAUUGAACAAUGUGUUGAUCUGUGUGAACAAGUCUGUGGUCUUUGAAAACAAGUGUUGGUUCUGUUUCUGUUUUAAAUGUGAAACUUUGUUGCUGUACAUAAUCUAUGUCGGUAGUUGUAUUAAGUUUAAUAAAAGUUCUUGUGUUAAAUACAUGUAUG
Molecule: messenger RNA, 566 nt
Organism: Dreissena polymorpha
Lineage: Eukaryota; Metazoa; Mollusca; Bivalvia; Myida; Dreissenidae
Exons: 2
Coding region: 40-453 (137 amino acids)
Source: RefSeq, a predicted model, not a curated record